Acaulospora morrowiae is the source of this 429-nucleotide messenger RNA. NCBI's taxonomy places the organism in Eukaryota, Fungi, Glomeromycota, Glomeromycetes, Diversisporales, Acaulosporaceae. The record is from the annotation of a GenBank genome assembly.
AUGCCUGUUAGAGUAAACUACCAACUCUUGUCAAUGCAUAUGCGGUUUGAUGCAUGUUCGAUCGCUCGAAGAUUAACCAUCUAUAUCAAUUUAGAUAUUCGCUGGCUGGCAUAUCAGUUUCCUAGAAACCCUUAUCAAAUCUAUCAAAUAGAAGGAGAAAAUAUUUUUCUAAUAAGCGUCUUCAUAAUUGCAAGGGGUCUUGGAAUCACGAAUGUGACUUAUCUCUUACAGCUGACCGAUUUCAUUUGGCAAUGGGUUCUGAAUGUAAAUCAGCGAAGAGUUUAUCGGUCCGCACAACCAACGACCCUAGCAGAAGUUGAGGAUUUUGUUAUGAGACAGCGUUUUAAUGCUCGGCCGGUGGACCGUCAACCGUUUUCUCAAGAAGAUGAUCUAUUAAACGGAUCGCCAAACAUGUUCUAUGAAAGAUAA